Rotaria sp. Silwood1 is the source of this 1453-nucleotide messenger RNA. The record is from the annotation of a GenBank genome assembly. Lineage: Eukaryota; Metazoa; Rotifera; Eurotatoria; Philodinida; Philodinidae.
AUGGCAACAUCUACUUCUCUAUCCUAUGAUGAAUAUGGUACGAAUAUUGAUGAUCAACAGCUUGAAAUUUUCUGUAUUAUCUGGCUUGAUGAUAAUACACAAGCUAGUGAUGAUCGAGAUACUGAACAACGUCUACGUUCUAUUAUUAAUCGACUAAAGAGAUUUAAAGAAAUACAACAAUGUGAACAAUAUAUAAAUGAACGAUCUCCAGAAGAUCGACUAAUAUUGAUUGUUAGUGGUCGACUAGGACGAGAACUUGUUCCUUCCAUUCAUGCAUCUCGAAAGGUUAUAUCAAUUUAUGUAUACUGUAUGGAUGAGACAGCACACAAAGAAUGGUCUAAAAAUUAUGUAAAAAUCAAAGCAGUUGUCACUGAACUUAAUAUACUUGUUGCUCGAAUUGAAGCUGAUCAUAAAAUUCAAAAAAUCAUCGAACAACCGUUUUCAAUUAAUUUUUUUACUGCUGGUAAAUCAACAGAUGAUGUCAAUGGUAAAUUUGUUUUUUCUCAAGUUCUUAUCGAUUGUCUUCUACGACUCAAGCCCAAUGAAGCAGAUAAAAAAGAACUUAUUGAACUUUUUGAAAAAGCAUAUGAAGAUAAUCGUUUUGAAUUGAGCAAUAUUCGUGAUUUUAGAAAAAAUUAUUUGCCUGAGAAUGCCAUACGGUGGUAUACGCGAGAUUCAUUUUUCUACAAGACUCUUAAUGCUGUUCUACGUUCAGAAAAUAUUCAUAUGAUAUUUUUAUUCCGUUCAUAUAUAUCUGACAUUCAACAGCAAUUGAAAAUUCAUCAGGCUAAAGAGCCUUUACGUGUCUACCGAGGACAAAUGAUAUCUGAUGAAGAAUUGAAAACUUUGAAGAAUUCUUGUGGAAAAUUCAUUUCUAUCAAUUCAUUCUUUUCUACUAGUAUCGAUAAGAAUCAAGCACGUUCUUUUCUCGAUAGACCUGAUAUUGUGGACAAGUUAGAAAAGGUACUGUUCGAAAUUGUUGCCAAUCCUAACGAAGCCACUAUGAAGCCAUUUUCCGAUAUUAGUUCACUCAGUGAAUUUUCAGGCGAGUCAGAAAUACUUUUUAUGAUUGGUUCAAUUUUUCGCUUAAAUAGUGUCGGGCGUAGCACAGACGAUCAAGUAUGGGAAAUUCAGAUGGCUCUAUGUAGCGAAAAUGAGCACGAUAUAAACGAUGUUCUUUGGUACAUGCAACAACAAUUGGGCACGGGAGAUACAAACUUGCAUGUCUUAGGAAAGCUAUUAUGGAACAUGGGACAAUUAGAUUUGGCAGAAAAAUACUUUAUCCGUUUAUUGGAACAACUUUCACCAGAUGAUCGUUUCCGUGGUAAUCUAUAUGAAGAUCUUGCUAAUCUCGCGGCCCAAACAAAAGAUUACAAUAAAAGUGUUCGAUGGCGUAAGAAAGCUCUCAAAUUCAAAGAAGAACAUCCAUCAGAAUCAAGUAUAAGUACUAGUA